Molecule: messenger RNA, 591 nt
Organism: Amphimedon queenslandica
Lineage: Eukaryota; Metazoa; Porifera; Demospongiae; Haplosclerida; Niphatidae
Product: divalent-cation tolerance protein CutA-like
Exons: 5
Coding region: 21-485 (154 amino acids)
Biological process (GO): response to metal ion
Molecular function (GO): copper ion binding
Source: RefSeq, a predicted model, not a curated record
AUUAAAAUAUUAAGAUUUUGAUGCUUCAGUUUCUUUUGAGACGUAUCCCUGUACUGUGUGAUUCCACUAAGUCCUCAUUGACUUAUCGCUGUUCCUACCUGCCAUUGGUUACAGCAGGUUAUAAUAUUCAGGCGAAAAUGUCGAGCACGUCUACCUCAUCGUGUUUAGUUACUUUUGUCACGUGUCCCUCUAUGGAGGUUGCCAGAGAUUUGAGCAGAAAUAUUUUAAGGUCCAGGCUAGCAGCAUGCGUUAACAUCAUACCACAAAUAACAUCAAUAUAUGAAUGGGAGGGCGAAUUACAAGAAGACAGCGAAUUCCUAAUGGUUGUUAAGACUUCAAAAGAUCAGAUUAGCUCGUUAACUAGUUUUAUUGAACAAAAUCAUCCAUAUGAUGUACCAGAAGUGAUUUCAACUGAGAUAAAUCAUGGCUCCAAAAAGUACUUGGACUGGGUAAUGUCUAGUACAAAGAUGCAGCAAGAAAACUAGCCUAACUCUUGGUGCAUGUAGUCUACUCUGCUUCAUGUUAACUAUGUCUGGCAUUAUAUUAUUGGUUACUUUGAAACUUAGUUUCAUUUUGUUGCUAAAAUAUUAA